AAAAUGGCGAUGGUUAAAGAAAAAAACAGGAUGGCGGCUUUGUUUGUUGUUUCUAAUUAAAGGAAUGAAAGAAACGGGUUAUUGUUCUGUAUAAGUAUGUGUAGUAUCAUCAUAAACUCUAUUGUCCAAUCAGUAAUGUAAUUCAUUCAUGUUCAAAAGCUUCGUUUUUUAGGUUAUUUUAUGGAAUUCCCAAUUAUUUUCCAUAUUAUGUGUCAGUUCAAAUUUUGGGAAAUGGUAUUCCUCAAGGUCUCAAUCCUAACCUAACUUACUAAAUGCAGUUACAAUUGAACAAAGGAAGUACCGGGAAGUAGUAAUUAUUUAUAACAUCUCAAGAUUUUUAGUUUUAUUGGAACCAACACACAAUGAACGGAGACAGUUCUAAAAUGUGCCGGCUGUGCCUUGUUGAAGCAGAAGUCAUGUGUCCUAUCUUCAACUCCUAUUCCAAGAGUAAUCCUCAAAGCGUGGCACUACCACAGCGAAUUAUGAGUUUUGCUCAAAUAAAGGUUGCUGAAAAUGAUGGGCUGCCAUCGUCCAUUUGCUACCAGUGCUUGGCACAAGUAGAUAAAUCGUACCAGUUUAAGCUCCAGUGUGAGCAGUCAGAUGCUACUCUCAGACAGAACUUACAGGAACAGUUUGAGGAGUGUGAUGGAGAGCCGGGUGAUUGGGAAAUGAUGAAGUUUACUCCAGAAGUUAUCAUUAAUGAAGGCGAGGAUAACAGCGAUGAAAUGAAUGAGAGCCAAGAAGACAGCCAGGCCAACGAGAGUGAUUCUGACAAUUCUAGCCAAACGAAAAACACAGGAAGCAGCUACCCGCUGUCAGAGGUACAAGAGUUGCUGCGACACCAUGGUACAGAGAUACGUCUGCAGGCAGUCAAUGGCACAGGCAACGGUACCAGUAACUCUAAACUGGCACCAGAGCAGAACGGCUCCAGUCCAGACCACACCACCCACAACGGCAAUGGUCAGCACCUGCCCAACUACUACUGUCCCUUGUACGGGGUCGAAGCUGUGCUCAAUAACCACACAGCUGGUGCUGGACCAAGUUUCAGCACUGGCAGUGUGUCCCUGCCUCAGCUCGCCCCUCGCUUGCCCAUCACUGCUGCCUCUCUUAGUUCUCUGUUGCAUCGCAAAGGUGAACUGCGGCCAGAACUUCUGAUGAGUCCCAAUGGGAUGGCCAAGUCUCGGCGGUCACGUGAUGGCCAGAAGCUAUUCCAGUGCCGACUGUGUCCCAAGUCCUACUCGUUCUCGUCUGCUCUCAGCCGCCACAAGGCUGUACACAACACGGAGCUGCGUCCACAUGUCUGCAACAUGUGCAAGAAAGGUUUUGCUGACCCGGAGAAGCUGGAGAGACACAUGCGCACACACGUCAGUGAUCAGCUCUUCCCCUGCGAUAUAUGUGGAAGAGUUUUCAAAGCACUGGCCACUUUUGAAAGGCACAAGAUCAUGACCCAGGGCAAGUGUCGGCUGUUCUCCUGUAUGAUGUGUGGUCUUGGGUUCCCCAACAAGACCAAACUGAAGCUACACCCUUGCAAGGCUGCUCCCAUGGAAAGACUCUAUCCUUGCCCUCAAUGCAACCAGGUUCUCAACUCCAUGGAAGCUUUUGAGUUACACGUCGCCUCACACUCAGGUCUGUCAGAGAGGCCAUUGAAUUCACAAGCAAUAUCACUAAUUACAACAGCUGACAUCAAUCGAAGGUCAAUCUGACCACCUUCAUAACUGGUACAAGUUUGUCACGUUCAAAGUACAAUUAGUGUAUAUAAUCAAAUACUCAGGCUCUCUGCAUAAUGUUGUACAGUACAUAUUGUACAUUUGUAAUAAGUUUAUUUGUAACAUGUCUUCUGAUGAUGUAGAUUUUUAAUGAUCCGUUAGAAAAUAAUUUAUCAAUCUUUUUAAGUGAUCAUAAUUUGCUGCAUGCUUAAGUUAUACAUAAACUUCAUCAGUGCUGUAUGUUUUCAUCCCGGUAAUUUAUUAGUGAACAUUUUGUUUAUGUUUAGUUAAUGAAACCUAACGUAAGGUUGUAAAUUUCUGUGUUGCUAUUGCAUGUUAAAAGAAAUAACAGCUAUGGUCCUUAAAUGUUUGAAUGUUGAAAUGUAGCUAUAAUGCCAAUGUUUACAUCAGUAUAUUUUUAAAAUUGUAAAUGUUUUGAUACUCAAGCAAAGCAAGGUCAAAAUGUGAUGAAUUUGAAUUCUGAUAAAAUGAACAGAACAGGGUUUGAAGUUUUAUUGUGUAGUAUUUUUAUACUGUUAUUUUAGUUACUGUAAGUUUAGAUUAAGAAGUAGUUAUAUAAUGUAGCAUGAAUGUAUUUAUUUCAAUCAUUAUACACUAAGAUUUAACACAAAACUUGUCAGUAAGCCAUCAUUAUGACUCAGGUUAGUACCAUAAGUGCUCUAUCAAUACUUUCUAGGUAGAUAUUUAAUAUUUACAAGGCCUAUAAUGAUUUGUUUGUAUACAAAUUAAUGAUUAAAUUAUUGUCCGAAUAUGGUGAAUAUGUAGGUUAUUGUGAAAUGAGGAAAAGUACACAGUAUGUCUUGUUACAGUGAUUAUUGUUAUAUGUCUUGCAGUAUACCCAAUAAAACGUAAAAAGUGAAUCAAAUUCAUGGAAGCAAUUUAAAUAUUCCUAAGAAAGAAUUAUUUAUUUUUGAGAAUAAAUAAUUGGUAAACUUAGAUUUUGUUAUUAGUAAAGUAAAAAUUUAAUAUUUUUCUAACAUUUUUGGAAGAAAUAUUUUGGUAAUGAAGCAAAUCACUUAUUUCAUCAUUUUGAAAACAUUAAAUUUGGUCACCAUUUCUUUCAGAUCAGUUCUUAGAUUAAAUUUGAAAUUUUAUCUUAUGAAAUUCUGUUGAAUCUUAAAAUUUAAAUGGUUAAACUAGGUUUAAAUUAUUUUCAUACGUUCAAUAAAAGUAAUUAUUGUGAUUGGUGAUCUUACAUUGGAAAAGAUCAGUUAUUUUGAAUUGAAUAUUUGUUUCUAUAUAUAUAUAUAUAUACUUGUACUAGUUUUGUUUGUACCGGUGAAUUAAUUAGUUGUGUUAGCUCUAACUGGACAUUGUUUUUAUUAUUUAUUUAUUUUUUUUUUUUUUUUAAUAAGCUGUGGAGCUGUCUCUACAUAAUUUGUCAGAGUAGGUAAAGUCUGUGAUUUUUCACCAUUAUUUGUCAUGUUGGUGGUUUCAUUUAAGGGCAUUACAUUAUAUAUGACAUUUUGUGUGCUCAAUAAUUAAUUCUAGAAUUUAUGAACAUGUUUUAGUAUUUUUUAUACUAGAGUGCUUGACAUUUGCUUUUCCAAUGUCGUAGUAUGUUACAUCUUUAUAUAAUAAUAUUUUUAUCUAAAAUACAUCUGUAUAAAAAGUAUAAUAUCUAGUUGAUUUUUUGGUGUGAAGGAAUUAUUAAAUUUGUUAAAUUUAAAGAUCUCCCCAAGAACUCAAUUUUCACGAUAUUAUUUUGAAACCGUUACAAGUAUUUGCUUGUAAUAAAUAUUUUUCAAUUCACUUGAGAUAUUUCAUAAAGUAUUGAGGUUCAAUUAAAUAUGUUUUUACAUUGAAAAUCGCCAAUUAAAGCAGUUAUUUUAAAUUAAUUUGACUUGCUGAGGAUAACCAGUAUUUUAGCCAUCUUAAAAAAUGCCUCUGUUAUGUAGUUGUUAACUAUGUGAGUCUGAUAUAUCAGUGCAAAACAAUAUUUUGUCUGCUAAUAGAAAAGUUUGUUGUUUAAAACGGUCCAAUAAAUACACAAGUUACAUGGUCGUCGUUGGUACCUAAGUUUACUAACAAAGCUGUAAAUGACAUCUAACAUUUACACUGAAUAAUGGCAAACUUUAAACAUCAUUAAUGCAAGACCUUAUUAAAACAUACUUAAUAUUGAUGUGUAUAUAAUUUUCAGAAUGAAUAUUUGAUAAUUAAAUUAAAUUGAAAAGAAAACUAGGGUUUCAAAAUGAUUUGUUAAUGAAGGGGGGGGCAUGAGUAAUAAGAAAACUACUCCAUCCUUACAUUGAUUUUUGUUAGGAAACAAUCACUGAUUACUUUUCUUUAAUAAAUAUUUAAAUGUGUUUGGUAACCGAAAAUAAGAGGUGCCAGAUUUUAAUUAUAAUUUAAUAGUUAUUUUUUCAUAAUAAUAUUUUUACAACUUCUUAGAAGAUCUGUUAAAAAAGAAGUAACCAGGCAAGCAGAUGUUGUAUUAAGAGAAGUAGAUGUUAGAUUAACUUACAUAGUGCAUGUGCCAUCACUGAAGGGUUGUGUGGGUUGUGAUAGAAAUUAAUUAUUUAUUAUCUUUAUUCACUAUUUUUUAAUACUAUCCAAUAACCCGUUAAAAUGUGUGAACAUGUAAAAUUUUUAGUGCUUUACUUAUUAUUUUGAAAUAUUUAACUAUAUGAUAAACAAAUAUAUAUUUCGUAAUUUUAACAAAAAUUGUUUUCAAUAUUAAAUACAUUUAUUUUGUGUAUUUAAUGUUUGUGCUAAAUGGCAUACUACAUGAAUUUUUUAGCUACAGGCCAAUUUAAUAUUAAUGAAGCCAUAGUUAUAUUUAUUACUUUUUUUUAUAAACCUUUUUUUAUGCAUCAAUUUUAUGUUGAGAAUGUAAUACAUUAAUUUAUUUUGACUUAGAAAAUUUGAUUGUAUUAAGGAAAGUGUGAUUUAUUUUAUAUUUAUUUACAUUUUGUAGAAUUUAGUUUAAUAAUAUUGUUUAUAUUAAUUUUAUGAUCAAAGCAUCUUUGAUUGUAACCUAACAGUUUCUAUGUUCAUUGUUCUCCCAUGACAAAAUGUAACUAUGUACCUUACGAUAGAUUGACAACUCUAAGCUCUCGUGCACUUAUAUAAAAUGCUCACGUAGUAUAGAAGAAAUUUUGUAGUGAUAUCUUGAGUAAUAAUACAAUAAGAUCCAGUGUCAUAUUUUGUAGUCUGUACAUGUCAGUGUAGUGGAGUAUUUUUAUAAAAUGUAAAUGUCCUAGAUAUUAAGAAAGUUCAUUAGCUUUGUAAUGAUAUUAUACAAUAGAAAUACUCAGUGCUUUAGCUCAGGUCAAACUUAAGCGUAGUUAUUUAAGUAAUAUUUAAUAAUAAUGUAUUAAGGAUAGUCAUAAACGUCUUUUUGUAUUUGA
This is a messenger RNA of Homalodisca vitripennis (glassy-winged sharpshooter), 5077 nucleotides long. Its product is annotated as zinc finger protein 723-like. Gene Ontology annotation, cellular component: nucleus. Gene Ontology annotation, molecular function: DNA-binding transcription factor activity; zinc ion binding; RNA polymerase II cis-regulatory region sequence-specific DNA binding. The record is from RefSeq and is a predicted model, not a curated record. NCBI's taxonomy places the organism in Eukaryota, Metazoa, Arthropoda, Insecta, Hemiptera, Cicadellidae. The coding region runs from base 363 to 1703 and encodes 446 amino acids. Gene Ontology annotation, biological process: regulation of transcription by RNA polymerase II. The transcript has 9 exons.